Messenger RNA from Trichomycterus rosablanca, 3602 nucleotides. RefSeq names its product atlastin 3 (gene atl3). Gene Ontology annotation, molecular function: GTP binding; GTPase activity. Lineage: Eukaryota; Metazoa; Chordata; Actinopteri; Siluriformes; Trichomycteridae. The coding region runs from base 117 to 1652 and encodes 511 amino acids. The record is from RefSeq and is a predicted model, not a curated record. Gene Ontology annotation, biological process: protein homooligomerization; endoplasmic reticulum organization. The transcript is spliced from 14 exons.
AUUGGAUCAAGUGUUGUAAUUAUUUCCAGACAAGUGGAGAGUCUGCUCAACCUGAAGCGAAGUGAAACAUUUAAUCAAAGUAAACACAAGAAGGCUUCCACAUCCAAGAACCAAAGAUGUAUGAUAAACAUGGCCCAGUACAAAUAGUGACUGUUAAUAAAAAUGAACACUCCUUUGAUUUGGAUACAAAGGCAAUUGAAAAGAUACUUCUAGCACCUGAAGUCCGAGAAAUGGAAGUGGUGGUGCUGUCCGUUGCUGGUGCCUUCCGUAAGGGCAAAAGUUUUCUCUUGGACUUUAUGCUUCGCUACAUGUACAGGAAGCCAGGGGAAGAUUGGCUUGGCCGGGAGGAUGAGCCCUUGACAGGGUUCUCUUGGAGAGGUGGUUCAGAGCCUGAGACCACUGGCAUCCAGAUCUGGAGUGAAGUCUUCACUGUGAGGAAAAGUAAUGGCAAAGAGGUGGCGGUGUUGCUUAUGGACACACAGGGAGCGUUUGAUCACCAGUCCACUGUGAAAGACUGUGCCACAAUCUUUGCCCUUAGCACCAUGACCAGCUCAAUGCAGAUUUACAACCUAUCUCAGAAUAUUCAAGAAGAUGACCUCCAGCAGCUACAGCUGUUCACAGAGUAUGGCAGACUGGCAAUGGACGAAAUCUUUCAAAAACCUUUCCAGUCACUCAUGUUUCUAAUCAGAGACUGGAGCUUCCCCUACGAGUAUGACUUUGGGUUGAAGGGUGGCAAUCAAUUUUUGGAUAAACGGCUCCAAGUGAAGGAUGCUCAACAUAAGGAGCUGCAGACAGUGAGACAGCACAUUCAUUCCUGCUUCACAUCCAUUAUGUGCUAUCUAUUACCUCACCCUGGACUGAAGGUCGCUACAAGCCCUACUUUUAAGGGCCAGCUCAGCGACGUGGCUCCAGAGUUUAAAAAGGGGCUGCAUAGUCUCAUUCCCAUGCUGCUGGACCCUGACACGAUGGCUGUAAAAGAGAUUAAUGGAAACAAGGUGACCUGCAGAGGCUUGCUCGAGUACUUCAAGUCGUACAUCAAAAUAUACCAGGGUGAAGACCUACCACAUCCAAAGUCCAUGCUAGAGGCGACAGCCGAGGCUAACAAUCUGGCAGCAGUGGCAUCCGCUAAGGACCAGUACUACAAAAACAUGGAAAAGGUCUGUGGUGGACAUCUGCCUUAUGUAGCUCCUGAAUCUCUGCUAGAAAAGCAUCAGUUCUUCCUAAGUGAGGCUCUCCAUCACUUUAACAGUAUUAAAAAGAUGGGUGGGAAGAACUUCUGCGAGCGGUACCGGGCUCAGCUGGAGAUUGCGCUAAACGAGCUCUGGGAAUCUUACAGCAAGCACAAUGAGUCGAAGAACCUUUUCAGUGCAUUCCGGACACCAGCUGUGCUUUUUGUUGUGGUUUGCCUCCUGUACGUGCUCUCGGCAGUCUCGUUCUUUGUCGGCUUGGUCAGCAUCUCUUUCGCGUGUGACUGUAUGCUCUGCCUGGCCAUGAUCGCUAUGCUCACCUGGGCCUUCAUUCGCUACUCUGGAAAAUACAGAGAAGUUGGCACUGCCAUAGACAAGACUGCUGGAGUAAUGCUUGAUCAGGCUACACAUGUGUUAAACAAGAACAAAGGUCCAGCAGUUAUACAAGACAAGAAAACAAGAUAGCUUCUCAGGCAAAUCAAAUAUACCAAAUGAGAUGCAAACUGCACAGCACAAGUUUAAUCAGUUAUUAGACACCAAAUCUUUAAAAUAUGGCAUUUAAACAUGAUCUCACUUACUUUUUCUUUACGUUGUACAAUCACUGUCAUUCAGGGCGGCAAAUAUUUUAUCUGUUUAUUCAAAACAAAUGUAUGGCUGGCUGUUUUCACACUACAUUGAGAAGGUUUUAUUUAUUUACCUGAUAUUCCAAUCUGUAGUAAAUUCCUAAAACUAAGAAUUUACACACGGACACAUACUGGUUGUAUCAUUUUUCUCUUUGCUAUCAUUUGAGCACCGAUGUACAUUUGAUUGUACUAUAGAUUAAAAGCAAUUGCCAGCAUGAUUUGGCACAAGAGCUAUUCUCCUUAAAGGAGCUGAACUGAUUUGUUUACAAGUACUAAUUCAACCAAAGAUCUGCCAUAGUAGUAUAAUGCACAGACACCUUUCAUUGCAGUUAAUCAUGCAAUAUGAUUGACUUUCACUUAAUAUAAAUUGUUUUUCAUGUAUAUAUUAAAAUGUGCCUCUCUAUAUAUGACAAGAUAUGACUUCAUUCACACUUAAGAUUUAUAUGAAGUGUAUUGUUAAAAAUAUAACACAACUUUUACAAAGCAUUGUUACUUUGGCACCAGAAUGGGACUAUGUAUACAUUCCAUUUUUCUAUCUUACAUGUAUUGAUUAUGUUGUGCUUUCUGUAUUUUAUAAAUUGCUUUCAUGCAUCUUCUCCUCUGUUUCUGGUAUGUUAGCCAUUCAACUACCAACAAAGUAUUGCUUAAGAACUGAACAGUAGGGUUGUUUUAUAUUCCAUGUUUACCGUUUGUUUGCUAGUAGUAUUAUCCUCUAUUUCUAGUGGAAGUUGUACCUGUCAGAUACAUUACAUCUUAAAAAUGUAGUUUCUGGUAAUGAAUUGCUUCCGAUUAUUUGUAUAUAACACAUUCUCACAGGUCAUGACCGGUUGCGUGAUAUUAUGUUAAAAUGUUCAGUUUCAGUUAUUCCAAUUAUUUCUAUAUGUUACUUUGAUUGUGACUGAAUGGACACCAAUUGUUUCUUCCAAGAAAUCGAUUUUCUAAAAAGACAACAUAAUCUGCUAAAGAAAAACUAAACAUACAGCGACAAAGAUUCAUUUGGUUGUGUGUGAAGUUCUGUAUUGUCAUUUAAAUGUAUAGAAUGACAUUCUAAUUCCACUGCCAAUCAAGCUUUACACAACCAUGGACUUUUCAGAAAAUCUAAAACAAUUUUAUGGAAAACAAACUUGAAUUUUAACAGGUGUAAUAAUCAUUUAGUAACAAAAAAAGAACAGCUACAAAAAAAUCACUGACAUUCCAAGAAUGCUGUUACAAAAAUUUAGUAAAUGCAGUUUUGACCUCUAUUAUAAAUUACUGAAUGUCUAAUAGAUGAUCAACAGUAUAUUAGAGAUGAAGUGCAAGUUGAAGUGCAAGUUGACUUAAUUAGUUGGGUAAUACAUCAGUGAAUUAGUGAUACACUUAUUUAGUUGAUUUAGCCUUUCCUGUCCAUUUAAAACCUUUUUAAUAUCUAGAUCAGGUCAAGUACUGUUAAAUAACAUUGUAAUGACAUUCAGUUUUUUUUAGGUCCAUGUUUGCAGCUUAAACACAUCACAGUUAUAAAGAAGUAUGUUAACAUAUCUUGAGUGACAAAGAAAUUGCGCUAUUGUAAUGUUUAGCCUAAAACCAAGUGUAUGUUCAGGGCAUUUGUGUAGAAUGUAAUUGGUGUUUAUAAAUCUAAGUACUGCGAUGCCUCAGCAUAUAGGUCACUUUCAUAUAAAACUUUUUCUAAAUGUUUGGUCUGGUUUUCAGUAUGGGGUCUCUGCUUGUUUAUAGUCAUUAAGGUUCAUCCACGGUGCUAAGAAAGUGGACUAUAUCGUUUUGUUGUGCAUUUCAUCAAUAAAGUUACACUCAAGUC